CAUAAGACUAUCAUUAUACAUAACCAAGAAAAUUUGUCGAAAUAGAAAAUAGAUGUUGUGUUCUGUAUGUGUGUAUAAGAUUGAAUACCUUUUCGGCUAUAAUUCCAGACGAACGAGGCAACGGAAGGAAUUCACACCUCAACAUGUUUAACUGUUGGAAGUCACAGCAACAGCAUAAGAAGACUACCUGUAUCUUUCUCUUAUGCAUGACUACUCUUAUAGUGUUAACCUACUGGGUGACUGGAGACCUACCUAAUAUUUCAAAUCCACGACAAUACAAGACCGGUGAAAAUGCUUCCCAAAUUAAUUUUGGUUACAAAACAAAAAAGCGAGGAUCUGGGACUCACUUGCUCAAACAACAAUGCAGGAAUGCAACGCAAGCCAGUAAAACUGACUUUGCCCACGUUUUAAGGAACCUCGUCGUCAUUGACAGAUACAAGGUACUAUAUUGCCGAGCAGGUAAAACAGGCAGCUGGACAACUCUGCAGCUCCUUUAUAACUUGGAGCUAGAAACCAAUAUGAGCCGACGUGAUGUGAGGAAGCUGGCUGAAAAGAAGCCCUUACCUGUUCUUUCCGACUUUUCUCAGGAUGGAAUUACACAUCGCCUAGCUACUUACAAGAAAUUUCUUGUAGCACGAAAUCCACUUGAAAGACUUGCCUCUGUGUGGAGUGGCUUUUUUCUUACAUAUCCCCAAUUCGGAUGGAAUGAGCGAUAUCAAGGAAUGUUGAGAGUCAUUUGCCCGGAGAAUUCUACAAAAAAUGAAACAUGUCAUGAGGCAACUGAAAUAAAAGGAAACGGUAACAAAACGCAUCGACUGGUUCCGUUUAGAGCCUUCAUAAAAGCUUUAGCUGAAAAUAGAACAGAGUUCUCGAAUCAACAUUGGAGACCGAUUAACGAGUUAUGCUCACCUUGUCAAGUAAGUAUGGAUAGCAAAUCUAUUCCCUUGAUUCAGAUGUAUACAGACAGAGAUUUCAUCUUAGUUGAUAGUACGGUCUGACAGUCACUAAUCACUUAUCUUGAGCCGUGCGUAUAAUAGUUGGUAGGACAUGCGAAGUAAGUAUUAUGCCCGUUUUUCUUCUGCUGCCUU
Messenger RNA from Branchiostoma floridae (Florida lancelet), 1088 nucleotides. Its product is annotated as carbohydrate sulfotransferase 14-like. The transcript is spliced from 5 exons. Gene Ontology annotation, cellular component: membrane. The coding region runs from base 144 to 998 and encodes 284 amino acids. Gene Ontology annotation, molecular function: sulfotransferase activity. Gene Ontology annotation, biological process: carbohydrate biosynthetic process. Lineage: Eukaryota; Metazoa; Chordata; Leptocardii; Amphioxiformes; Branchiostomatidae. The record is from RefSeq and is a predicted model, not a curated record.